Molecule: messenger RNA, 279 nt
Organism: Ostertagia ostertagi
Lineage: Eukaryota; Metazoa; Nematoda; Chromadorea; Rhabditida; Trichostrongylidae
Source: the annotation of a GenBank genome assembly
ACGGCAUUUAUUGGUCUCAUACUCAACGCAUUCAUCGCCAUCUAUAUACGACGCCUCGCAGUACUCCGAAAUUCUUUUGGACGACUACUUCAGCUACAGCGAUAUCAAAGCGAUUCAACGCAUCGAAGUGGCCGCUCGAUUUGGUCAGCUUUGUUUAAUAUGCUACGACAUAUCCAUCUAUACUCACUUGGUUAUUUCGUUGAACAGAUUUGUUUCUGUCUACAUGCCGACACAUUACAAAGCGAUAUUCACUGAACGUUUCACGACUAUUCUAAUUGC